AUGAGAAAGAUAACAGAAUCUUUAGAUGAAAGUGAGGAUAAAAAAUACAGGAUCAAUGUUUUGGAUGUACUCUGUCUAGUGCGACAAUCUUGGGAUCAAGUUCCUAAGAGUACGAUAGAAAAGUGUUUUCGGAAUGAGGGAUUUUUCGGCUCUCAAGUAGAAAAUGGUGAAGUCGACGUUGAUGUCCCCAUUUCAGAAGUAGUUGCUCCUGGGAUAGACUUCAAUGAUUACGCUACAUGCUAUGACGAAUUGGUUGUCUGUGCAACUGAAGUUAUCGAAAGUGUUGACUCGUCGGAAACUAUGAACAGUGAUUCGGAUGAAAACGAUGAUGAAGCUCCUGCUAAAAUUGUUCCAUUUUCUCAAGCCUUAAGUAGCUUAGAAACUGUUAAAACAUACCUUAUGCAGCAGGAAGUGAACGAUGUAGUUUUUGAUAAUCUUCAUAAAGUUGAAAAGGAACUUUUUCGGGUAAAAGAUCAGGGAAGUCAUCAAACUGCCAUAACUCAGUUUUUUGUCAAAAUGUAA
Parasteatoda tepidariorum (common house spider) is the source of this 522-nucleotide messenger RNA. NCBI's taxonomy places the organism in Eukaryota, Metazoa, Arthropoda, Arachnida, Araneae, Theridiidae. The record is from RefSeq and is a predicted model, not a curated record.